AUGGCAAAUAUGCUUCAAAACUCAAAGGUUUUACCAGAAUACGGAAACUAUUCCAGUAGUGGGAGGAAUGGUGUUAGUGGUGGUGACAGUGUUAUUAGAUCUGAGGGAGGAACUAAAGUGGUAUCUGGAAAUUCCAAAACACAGGCUGUUGGUGAUGAUGAAGAAUUUGAGUUUUAUCAAUCGUUUACGGAGGAUAAGGUACGCCUUGUGAUUCAUGCUAUUACAAAAAGUUUGAAAGCAUCCAGGACUGAAGAGGAGUAUAUAUUUUUACCAUUUCGACCAGGACACUCGAAUCAGAAGCUUUUGGUGUUUUUAAAUUCGGUUUUUCCGAUGGGAAAUAGCCAAGCAGUUGGAGAAAAUAAGCUGCAUAAGAUUAUUGCUAAGACAGACACAUGGACAUUGGUUCAGGCACUCAAAUACAUUUGGUGUCGGUUGCCUGGAGGCGAAGUGAUCGGGUGGGAGUCUUAUGAGAUGUUCAGACAGGAAGAAGAGAGGCAGGGGUAUCCAGCCCAGUCCUUUCUGGAAAUCAUGCCAAAAUGUCUUCGGUCACAAGACCAUGCUUCAAUUGUUUAUGACUUUUUUGAUUUGUUGAUAGCGGUUUCUUGUUCGCCAAAUACCAAGGUUAGUGCGAAGAAAAUAUCAAGAAUGUGUGCUAUCUGGGCGUUUGGGAAGCUUCAAGAACACGGCCAUAUUACCAAUACUUUUAAGGCGGGUGUUUCUCAGUGGAUACCUGGCUUGAAUGCUACUUUUCAUUUGCUACUGUCGUUUGUAAGGUCGUUUUAUUCUACUAAAUUGGAUAGUCCUGACACUCCUAAGGCGUUGAAAAGUUUGCUGGUAAACCACGAUUAUCCCCCAGUUAAAGAGGAACUUUCAGACCAGGGAACUAUGCUUACUGUUCCAAUUGUAACGUUAAAAACAGGUACGUUUUCCAGGAAGCCGAUCCACCUGAUUGAGAAAUGUGUUAAGUUAUUUGAUCAGUCCAGACCGGAGGAUUUUUACGCUCGUGAAGACUUUGUUUUAAUGAAGUCUUUAUUUAGGAAGAAGGAUAGCAUAGAUGCUAUUUCCAAAAAGAUGUCUAAGGAAUCACGUAGAUUGCUCAAGGAGAUGAACACCAAGCACUCAACCUUUCAGGCAGGAUGGGCUAAGCGUAAUCCAUUGCCGAACACCUUCAAUAAGGCAGACUAUCUCAGAUGGGGUCGGGUGGAUAUUGAUGACUAUUUUAUUUGGGCUUGGAUAUGUUCUUUAUCUCAUGAGCAAACUCCUGACAAGCGGAAAAUAUUCGGGCGCUCGCUAAUUAUCGAAUUCGAGGUUGAUGGGUUUAAAAAAUGGAUAAUCCUAGAGGAAGCAGAUAUUUCCAUUGACGAUGGAAUGGAGGAAACGACAGAUGAUAACAAAAGUGGCAUUUCUCAGCCCCAAGGAAAUGGUACGCCUAUGUCUGAAAAACCUCAAAAGGCCGCCGCUCCUUUUCAUGUACGAGAGGAAAACAAUAUAUCACCAUCUCCGCGACCGCCUUUAUCGUAUGAUUCGAACAACCAGCAAUCUGUUAAUGAUGUUGGUCAAGGUAUUAAUCUUAAUAAGCCGGAGACAUCGCGUGGCCACCAUCUGCAAGACGCCAUGGAUACUCAGGGUAACCUUCAGAUUACUGAAAGUGCCAAGAAAUCUAAGUGGAAUGCAAUCAGCCAUUUGUGUAGGAAAAGUCCAGGUGGACCUUCAGAUAUUCUGGAUAGAAGGCAAACUUCGUCUGUUUACGAUGAGUGUAGUAUCAUUGAUAAUACAGUAGCAGUACAAAGCUUGCCAGCACUACCUCCUCCCGAUGAGAUCACACCUAAAAUUCCCCCACGUUGCCCUAGUAGACCAAGAGGAUCAGGACAGAUGUCGCCAGUUUUACCUCCGUCUCCUUCUGCCUCGCAAGCUAUUGUCAAUAAUGAUCAUUUGAAGGUAAACGCUGUAGUAGGUUUGUCUCCUGGUUCAUCUGAAUCUCUUCCUUCUCCGCUAAACGAUAACCAACUUGCAGUGAGGCCUGCUGUGGUUGCUGGUAGAGAUGACGACGUUAAGAGAACUAAAUCUUAUGAGCCUUCACCAGUUCUUCCGAGCUCUGGGCCGAAAUUUCCUAGCGAACAAAACCCAACUUUGGCUGCUUUAUCUGAUGAUACCAUAACAGUGUAUCGUCCGCGCAAGUCCAGACCAAUGUCAUCUUCAGUGCAAGAAAAUAGCGGGGCUACUGAACACGUACCACGCCCCGUUUCAAAUACUAAUAAUGCUUAUCCUGCUCGGCUUUCCUCCUCGUCGCCUUUAUCAUCAGCUUACACUUCUUCACAUAAUGACCCUCCUCAGCCAGUUCCGCAACCAGUUUCACGUAUAGCAGCCCUCGCUGCAGCAUCAUCGAAUUCCGGUAUGACUUUUGCCUCUGCAGUGAAUUCCUCUGGAAGUACGACGCCUACUGUUUCAGAUAUGAAUUCAACCGCUGGCCCUUAUCCCGUCUCGUCGGCGUCGUCUGUGUCACCUCAUGAUUCUAUGCCGUCCACUGGGCUUGUCCAUAAUGUCAAUAAUGCUACUACUUCCACAAUGUAUCCAAAAAGGCAAUCUGCAACGGCAAAUCCCUACUAUACUACUCAUCAGACAGGAAGUCAACCAAACUUAACGCAUUCGAUGCCUCCACCACAUCUCAGGCCCCAAAGUUCUCCACAGCCGAUUCAAUCAGGAAAUUUCUCAGACCUUCCACCAGUCUCGAACUCCCAUCCGCCAACAAGAGACGGGGUACCUCAAGUGCGUCCAGGCCAACCACACCAACCACCGCAACAGCACCCUCAACAGUACAGGCAGCAGCACAUGCAACAACACAUGCAACAGCAGCACAUGCAAUCGCGUAUGCCCAUCGCAAACCAACCAAUGCGCUCUACCCCUGCAGGUGGUGUCCGUCACGAUUCUCCUAUGCAUAUGCAGCAAGACUAUUAUAGAGAUUUCUUGCCUGCAUCUCCUAUGCAUCAAAAUCAAAGACAAUUCUCACCACAACCUCAACAGUUACCACAUGCUCAAAUACCCCCGGGGGCUAUGAGAGGCGGCUCCAGAGCUCCUAUGCCACAAGCCCCUCCAAUGCACAUGCAAACCUACACGGCCGACGGUGCUUAUGCAAACAAUUGGCAACCAAAAGCAAAUUACCCUGCGCCAGGAGUGGAUCUAGGUUAUGCACCCUCGGUCCAACCUACAGGGAAACUACAUAGCGGCUUUGCCAGCCGAGUACAAGGCAAGAAAAGGCUUCAACAUGAUCUAAGGAAUGGCGCCUUUGGAAUAUAG
Eremothecium sinecaudum is the source of this 3294-nucleotide messenger RNA. It is a transcript of the gene MSB1, whose product is annotated as Msb1p. The transcript has a single exon. Lineage: Eukaryota; Fungi; Ascomycota; Saccharomycetes; Saccharomycetales; Saccharomycetaceae. The coding region runs from base 1 to 3294 and encodes 1097 amino acids. Gene Ontology annotation, cellular component: cellular bud neck; cellular bud tip. The record is from RefSeq and is a predicted model, not a curated record.